Molecule: messenger RNA, 699 nt
Organism: Dalotia coriaria
Lineage: Eukaryota; Metazoa; Arthropoda; Insecta; Coleoptera; Staphylinidae
Product: U6 snRNA-associated Sm-like protein LSm4
Exons: 5
Coding region: 140-583 (147 amino acids)
Biological process (GO): spliceosomal snRNP assembly; mRNA splicing, via spliceosome; P-body assembly
Cellular component (GO): spliceosomal tri-snRNP complex; P-body; U6 snRNP
Molecular function (GO): U6 snRNA binding
Source: RefSeq, a predicted model, not a curated record
CAACAUUACAGAUUUUUAUCUUCAAAUUAUGCGGUUAAGCGUAGAACUAAACCUAAAAACAGGCUCGGUGUACAGAGAUUUCGCUCCGUUGGAAAACGUUAAGAUUUAAAGGGUUAAUAAUAAUUAAAUCCACACGAAAAUGUUACCUUUAUCGUUGUUAAGGACUGCUCAAAAUCAUCCAAUGUUGGUUGAAUUGAAAAAUGGAGAAACCUACAAUGGGCAUUUGGUUAGUUGUGAUAAUUGGAUGAAUAUUAUUCUCCGUGAAGUUAUCUGCACAUCAAGAGAUGGUGACAAAUUCUGGAGAAUGCCUGAAUGUUACAUUAGAGGCAGUACUAUUAAGUAUCUUAGGAUUCCUGAUGAAGUAAUUGACAUGGUCAAAGAAGAAGCAACCAUGAAAAAUCGUACUAGGGACAAUAAGGGUGGUGGAGGAAGAGGAGGCAUGCAAAAUCAAAGAAACAGACCUUCUACCAGAGGUAAUUUCAAUGGUAGAGGGGGCAAACAAGGUGGACCUGGAGGUGGUGGUGGUGCCGGCCGCUCAGGUAUGGCCAAACCACAAUUGUUCAACAAGAACAAACCUAAAUAAUUACCAUAUAACAAUUUUUCAAUUUACAAUUUAUAUUAAUUUAAUUUCUGCAAAUUUCGUAUUUAAUUUAAUUCCAAUUUAAAAUAAUUGCUAAUGAAAUACAGUAAUCAACUUUA